AUGGCUGCUGAGUUGGACUUCUCCCCACCUGAGAUCCCUGAGCCCACCUUCAUGGAGAAUGUGCUGCGCUAUGGACUCUUCUUUGGAGCCAUCUUCCAGCUGAUCUGUGUGCUUGCCAUCAUCCUGCCCGUCUCCAAGUCCCAAAAGGCAGACUCAGACAGUUUUGAACCUAAGAAUUCAGAGACAGUGAAGAAACCGAAGGCAACUGCUCCACAGACAAGCAAGAAACCCAAGAAGGAGACCAAAAAGAAACGAUAAAGACAUGACCAAUGAGCCUCAAAGACAAAACAGUCACCUAUAAGCAUGCUUCCUUGGAGAUGACAUCAAAGGCAACUGACUAUCUCAAAUGGUUUUCUGGCAUUGUCAUGCUUUACCUUUCAGAAGCAAAGGACAAGGAACUCGUAAGAGUGGAAGGGGUGAGGUUCUGCCAUAGAUUUCUUACAAGCAAAAAUGACUUCACUGACAUCAUUAGUGUGCUGGUCACCAUAAAAGUGAGUUCUCUCAUCUCUGAUGAGUGUAGAGACCUGUUGUCCUGGCUUCUCCAUACUGGCUAGGACUUGUAGUGAAGUCCCAGCAGAAGGUGGAGCAUGGGUUUGGUGCUUUGGAUGCCGGUUUGUGUUGUAUUUUUUGAAGGCAGAGGGAUCAAAUGGAUCAAGGAGACCACACUACACAGCUUUGUAUUCAUCUCUGUUGUCAUCUAGUCUGAAAUACACAGCUGCAUUUUAUGGCUUAAUAA
Molecule: messenger RNA, 736 nt
Organism: Pogoniulus pusillus (Red-fronted tinkerbird)
Lineage: Eukaryota; Metazoa; Chordata; Aves; Piciformes; Lybiidae
Gene: MANBAL
Product: mannosidase beta like
Exons: 2
Coding region: 1-258 (85 amino acids)
Cellular component (GO): membrane
Source: RefSeq, a predicted model, not a curated record